AUGCUCGCCUCGACACGGGUCGCCUCGAUGAGGCAGCUGGCCCGCUUCCCCUCGGCCGCCGCACCCGCCCGCCACCUCUCCUCCACCGCCGCAGCCUACGCUUCCACCUCGGCAUCGACCUCGACCUCGCCAGCACCAUGCCUGCGCACCAGCACACCAGCAUCGAGACCAGCGCGGACAGCAACGACGACGACGACACAGGCGCUGCGCCGCGGUCGCGCCUCUCUCCUCACCGAGCAGCAGCAGCAGCAGCAGCAGCAGAGGCUCCACUCGCGCCGCUCGUUUGCCACCUCGGCGCUGGCCUCGGCCACGGCGCCGCCACCCCACGACGCCGCCGCCCAGGCCGCCCACGACGGCUCAAAGUCGCCCAUGGCGCCCCUCACCGACGCCGACCGCGCCCGCCUGGUCCGCCAGCGCAACGUCGGCAUCUCGGCCCACAUCGACAGCGGAAAGACGACCCUCACCGAGCGCGUCCUCUUCUACACCGGCCGCAUCAAGGACAUCCACGAGGUGCGCGGCCGCGACUCGGUCGGCGCAAAGAUGGACCACAUGGAGCUCGAGCGCGAAAAGGGCAUCACCAUCCAGUCGGCCGCCACCUACUGCUCCUGGAAGGCCACCCCGCCCACCGAGACCAGCACCCUGGUCGGCGACGCCGCCGACGCCGCCAACACCGACGUCCAGAGCAAGAAGGAGGACUUCCACAUCAACAUCAUCGACACGCCCGGACACGUCGACUUCACCAUCGAGGUCGAGCGCGCCCUCCGCGUCCUCGACGGCGCCGUCCUGGUCCUCUGCGCCGUGUCGGGCGUCCAGUCGCAGACCAUCACCGUCGACCGCCAGAUGCGCCGCUACUCGGUGCCCCGCCUCAGCUUCAUCAACAAGAUGGACCGCGCCGGCGCCAACCCGUGGCGCGUCAUCCAACAGAUCCGCACCAAGCUCAAGAUGCCCGCCGCCGCCGUCCAGCUGCCCAUGGGCGCCGAGGACGACUUUGAGGGCGUCAUCGACCUGGUCCGCUGGAAGGCCGUCUACAACCGCGGCCACAAGGGCAUCGAGGUGGUCGAGUCCGACGACAUCCCCGCAGCCUACCUCGAGCAGGCCAAGCAGAAGCGCGCCGAGCUCAUCGAGCAGCUCGCCGAGGUCGACGACGAGAUGACGGAAAUCUUCCUCGAGGAGCGCGAGCCCACCCUCGACGAGCUGGCCGCCGCCAUCCGCCGCGCCACCAUCGCCUGCCAGUUCUCGCCCGUCUUUAUGGGCUCGGCCAUCAAGAACAAGAGCGUCCAGGCGCUCCUCGACGGCGUCUGCGCCUACCUGCCCAACCCGGCCGAGCGCAACGCCGCUCCCCCCUCGCUGCCGCUGUCGCCCGCGUCGGACGCGCCGCUGGUCGGGCUGGCGUUUAAGCUCGAGGAGGGCAAGUACGGCCAGCUGACCUACAUGCGCGUCUACCAGGGCACGCUGCGCCGCGGCAACCUCAUCUUCAACGCGCGCACGGGCAAAAAGGUCAAGGUGCCGCGCCUGGUGCGCAUGCACUCGAACGACAUGGAGGACGUCGACGAGAUCGGGGCGGGCGAGAUCUGCGCCAUGUUUGGCGUCGAGUGCUCGUCGGGCGACACCUUCACCGACGGCACGACGCAGCUGAGCAUGACGUCGAUGUUUGUGCCCGAGCCCGUCAUCUCGCUCGCCAUCACGCCCGAGGGCAAGGAGUCGUCGCAGAACUUUUCGCGCGCCCUCAACCGCUUCCAGAAGGAGGACCCGACGUUCCGGGUGCACGUCGACAAGGAGUCAAACGAGACCAUCAUCUCGGGCAUGGGCGAGCUCCACCUCGAGAUCUACGUCGAGCGGAUGCGGCGCGAGUACAACGUGCCGUGCACGACGGGCAAGCCGCGCGUCGCCUUCCGCGAGACGAUCACGCAGCCGGCCAAGUUUGCCUACACGCACAAGAAGCAGACGGGCGGCGCGGGCCAGUUUGGCCGCGUCAUGGGCUACAUUGAGCCGAUGGAGGUGGAUCCGGAGACGGGCUCGGACGUGGCGUUCGACAACCGCGUCGUCGGCGGCUCGAUCCCCAACGGCUACUUCCCGGCGUGCGAAAAGGGCUUCCACGACGCGCUCGAAAAGGGCGCGCUGUCGGGCCACCAGGUGACGGGCGUGCGCUUCGUGCUCGAGGACGGCGCGGCGCACUCGGUCGACUCGUCGGAGCUGGCCUUCCGCCUGGCGACGGCGGGCGCGUUCCGCGAGGCGUACGCCAAGGCGGCGCCCGUCAUCCUCGAGCCCAAGAUGACGGUCGAGGUGGUGGCGCCCACCGAGUUCCAGGGCGCCGUGAUUGGCGCGCUCAACCAGCGCAAGGGCACCAUCAGCGACACCGAGGUGCGCGAGGACGAAUUCACCCUGACGGCCGAGGUGUCGCUCAACGACAUGUUUGGCUACUCGUCGCAGCUGCGCGGCCUCACCCAGGGCAAGGGCGAGUUCAGCAUGGAGUACAAGUGCCACGUCCCCGUCAUGAUGAACGUGCAGAAGGAGAUGAACGAGGCAUACAAGAAGAGGAGCAAGUAG
This is a messenger RNA of Pseudozyma flocculosa PF-1, 2547 nucleotides long. RefSeq lists its product as uncharacterized. Gene Ontology annotation, biological process: mitochondrial translational elongation. The record is from RefSeq and is a predicted model, not a curated record. Gene Ontology annotation, cellular component: mitochondrion. Gene Ontology annotation, molecular function: translation elongation factor activity; GTPase activity; GTP binding. The transcript is spliced from 2 exons. Lineage: Eukaryota; Fungi; Basidiomycota; Ustilaginomycetes; Ustilaginales; Ustilaginaceae. Bases 1 to 2547 code for a protein of 848 amino acids.